ACUUCCGUGAGAUAAAGCGUUUACCUUGAUAUGAAUCAUUUAGUAAUGUAAGAAUGGAAAGUGCUUGAGCAUUCUUUUUUGAUUUACAUAAGUGUAUGAAACUUACACAUGACUUCAGACUGCAAUAGUACCAAUUCAAAGUGAAAAUAAUAACAUGGAGAACUCUGUUACUAAUAAUGAGGCUGAGGAGUUACUUUUCAAGGUUCUUGUCAUAGGAGACUUUGGUGUUGGAAAAACAACAAUUAUCAGAAGAUACACAGAAGGAGUAUUUUCUCAGUAUUAUAAAAUCACUAUUGGUGUAGAUUUUGCUAUAAAGUCCAUAUUGUGGGAUCCCAAAACACACAUAACAUUGCAGCUGUGGGAUAUUGCAGGCCAUGAACGUUUUGGGUAUAUGACCCGUGUAUAUUACAAGUAUGCGACUGCUGCUAUUAUUGUUUAUGACUUGUCAAGGCCAACAACUCUUGAAUCAGUUGUAAAGUGGCACAAUGAUGUUAAAGACAAGGUCACUUUACAGAAUGGACAGCCCAUUCCAAUAAUUUUGUUAGCAAACAAGUGUGAUAUUGAAGGUGUUUCAAUCAAUUCUGAAGUACUGAGAACGUUUUGUAAACAACACAACAUUUUAGCCUGGUUUUUUACAUCAGCCAAAGAAAAUAUUAAUAUUGAUGAAGCUAUUGAAUAUCUCAUCGAAAAGAUCAUUUCCCAGAGGUCUGAUCACAACAAACCAAACAGAGACAGUCUCAUCAGCCUCACUUAUAAACCCAAUUAUAAAAAGAUGAAAUGUUGUGGGACUUGAAAAAGUAAUUUUAAGUGGGUCUUGUACAUUUGACUGACUUCAGAGAUUGAAAGCUGUAUAAUGAUUGUCAGCAAGUUUGUUGAAGUGACUAAAUGCUGCUCACUAGAUUCUUUGUUAGAUUCAUACCUGAUUGGUUUUAAAAUGAAAGAGCUGCUUGCUAACUUGGAAUACAUAUUUAUUUAAAAAGUUUGAAAUAUAUAUAAUGGUUGAUAACUAUAUUUUAUACAUCUUCAUGAAAAUCAUAAGUAAUUUGGGUUGAAUGAAUAGAUUUUUUGUGUGUUUUUUUAAUCAUACUACCAUUGUUAGACAUUGUCUGAAGACAUUAAAGCUAAAUGUGAAUUAAAACAAGUUUCCAUACUAGAAACAUGAUAAAAUUUCAUUAUUACAUUGAGUGUAUUGAUCAAUUUGAUAUGCGAGUUACUUAAUUAUUGCAGUUAUUAUGAUCAAUAAAUGCCCUUUCUUAGGUCAUGGUAAAGUCAGUGUGAUCCCAAAAUUUAAAAUGUUUGUUUGUUUCUUUACAAUCAGUCCAAAACCUGGUAGAUUUUUUUAGAACUUUUCGUAGAUUUUUUAUUUUUAGGUAAUAAAUAAUAAUUGCAAAGAAAGUGAUUUGAGGUUUUGUAGUAAAUGUAAAACUGUAAGAAUAUAUAAUCACCUAGUUUUCAGUUUUUAUUUGUUAAUCAGCUUCAGUCUAGUGUUGAAAGAUACUGUACUUAAACAUUUUCCAACUACACUGUAUAUACAAAUAUACAAGCUCACAUAAACGAACCUUUAUUUGGUUAACUUCUCUGGAACUUAUAAUGUACUUCGAUAUUUUAACAGUGCAGGCACUGGUAAGGUAUUUUAGUGUACAAAGUGCUUUUAAUGUUCAAGUUUCUUUUAUAAAAAUGCUUUCAAUGUUCAAGGUACUUUCAUAGAAAUGCUUUUAUGCUAUUUUUACUUACAGAUUUUCAUCUGAUUUUAUUUUAAUAGCACAUAAAUUUUAAUAUAAAUGCAAGUUCAAAUGAGUGUAUCACCAGUUACAUGUUGUUAUUGUUUAGAAUUUUGUAUGUACUUAAUUUCUUGCUAUAUACACUUUAAAACAAAAUCAAAUGGUAAUAAUGUGCCUUUUAUGGUUGUACAGAAGGCCUAAAGCAUGCUGGCAUGCUUAAAAGUGUCAUAUGACUAUAUUUAUCAUAAGGUUUCUAGAAUGUUAUUUUUUAUUGAUGAAGAGUUGUAAAAGUUAGAGGCAGUUCUGCUUGUGUUUUUAAACUUUUAAGUUGAUUUUGUAUCAUAUAUAUAAAUAGUUAAAGUUCAAAAUAAUGGAAUUUCUUUUCACAGUUGGCAGUACUUGCAGUGAAAUACUACCUAACGAUCUCAUAUGAAAGUUUCAUGUAUUUUUGUUUCAAUCAGUAUUUUGUAUUCCUUGUUGAAGUACAAUAGUCCAAGAACUUGGAAACCUAUAAAACAUUGUUAAAUAAUUAUGAACACAUUAAAUAUACUAGUGUUCUUCCUUUUCAUUGUUCCUUUUUCUUUGUUGUUGUUGUUGUGUUUACUUGUUUUAGACAGGAUAUCUAAUUUUAGUCUUCAUUAAUAAUUUAAUAUAAUUUUACAUUCCUUGAUUCUAACAUACUACAGUGGUUGAACGUUUAGCAAUGGCAGCUUUUCUCAUGUUGAUAUGUAAAUACUAAACUAAUGAAUCUAUUGUACCCAAUAUGGUAGGUGAAACUUACAGAAAAUGUAAAGAUUCAUUAUCCCCCUUUUUUUUGUCUCCCAAAGAUACACAAAAUAAGUGUAAUAUAUUUUUAAUUAAUCAUUUUUAAUAACAACUUUGUUCUUCAGUUCAUUUACUUGAUAUUCAGUAAAGAUCCAAGCACCAUUUUGUACAGUACUGUAGAGUUUGUAGUAAUUUUGGAAUAAGAAAAAAGCUAAUUAAAUUAUCUAAUUAUCAACAAAAACAAACACUAAUAAUUCAACUUUAAAGUUUAAUGAUUUUAUUCCAU
Molecule: messenger RNA, 2772 nt
Organism: Limulus polyphemus (Atlantic horseshoe crab)
Lineage: Eukaryota; Metazoa; Arthropoda; Merostomata; Xiphosura; Limulidae
Product: ras-related protein Rab-32B-like
Exons: 10
Coding region: 155-793 (212 amino acids)
Biological process (GO): vesicle-mediated transport
Cellular component (GO): vesicle; trans-Golgi network; Golgi apparatus
Molecular function (GO): GTPase activity; GTP binding
Source: RefSeq, a predicted model, not a curated record